AAGCGCAAGAAGUCAUAUCGAUAGACUACAAGACAGUUAGGAGACUCUAUUUACGUAUUUGAGGGUUCUCAAUCCUGCCAUGGCGUCUGAAACGGCGCCUAAGGUGCCUGUUUAUUCUGUUAAUGACCUGAAAACCACCACCGAUGAUGCCGUUGUCGCAUACUUAACCACCCUUCCAGACCCGUACAAGUUCACCCAGAACCAUCUGAAGUCGAAUGUCCGCUUCGCGUUGGGCUAUGGCGGAGUCGCAAUUGCAGGAUUUACAUUCUACGCAGACCGUAAGCUGGGCUGGGAAGCUACCAGAUCACCUUGGAUUAUAGCAGCGGUGGUUUCAUACUUUGUUCUCAAUUCCCUUCUUACGAUUUGGAUAUGGGCUGUGGAGGCUGGUGAGAUAUUCCAAGGGAGCAGAAAAACAGGUGAAGCGAUCUCUGUUAGUUCGUCAGCGAAAAAGCAUUCCCCGUUCUAUAAGCUGCAUAUCCUAUACAAGUCCUCCUCGAACGAGGUAAUUCAAGAGAAAGAAUUCGAGACUUCGUUCACGACUUGGUUCUCUUCAGAGGGUAUUUUGCACCCGGAGCCUCUUCGACGAUGGCUGGCGGGCGAAAUUGAAGUUUUGCAACGCGCUGCGGAAGAAAACGAGAAGCAAACCGGUGGCUUAUCCGCUCAUGUAGGAAAGCAGGGAGGUUCUAAAAAGAAAAGGUGA
Molecule: messenger RNA, 700 nt
Organism: Monascus purpureus
Lineage: Eukaryota; Fungi; Ascomycota; Eurotiomycetes; Eurotiales; Aspergillaceae
Source: the annotation of a GenBank genome assembly